Paramecium sonneborni is the source of this 1158-nucleotide messenger RNA. The record is from the annotation of a GenBank genome assembly. Lineage: Eukaryota; Ciliophora; Oligohymenophorea; Peniculida; Parameciidae.
AUGGCAUAGAUAAAUAAGAGAAAAUAAUCAAGAUCUUAUGAAGAUAGCGAAGUAGCAAUUAUAACAUAAGUGAUAGUAUAGGGGGAAGUUGUUUAGGGAAGGUGGACAAAAGAUGAACAUUAAAGAUUUGUAGAAGCACUUAGUAUUCAUGGCAAAAAUUGGAAAAAGGUUGAAGAAUAUGUAAGUACUAGGAGUGGAGCAUAAAUUAGGUAUAAUGUUAUAUUAUAAUUAUUAAGAUCACAUGCAUAAAAGUUUUUUAAUAGAUUAGAAAAAGAAUUUAACAAAUAAUUUAAUGGUCUGAAAAGUUCAGAAAUUAAACAGAUUUUUGAGAAUAAAAUGUUUCAUCAUUAUGCAGAUGUUGAUUAAACUUAAAAAAGAUAAAGGAAUGGUUCUGUUAAUGGUAACAUGAAUAUCUUCUAUUUUUAUUUUUUAGAUAUUUCUGAGGAUGACAAUCAAGGAAAUCAAGAAUCCAUGUAAAUAGAGUCAAAUCAAUAAUAACUUUAAUAAUAGCAAUAAUAGAUUAAAACACAGUUACAAUCAGGUAUUUUAGAUCUAAAUCUGCCUGAUACUUGUUUUAAUCAAAAUAAAUAGGAUUAAAUCACUAAAUAUUAAUAAUAAUAAAACAAGCUGCAAAAGAAAAUACAAGAUAUAACUGAUAGAAAUUAUUCUGAAGAAUUAAUAAAAGAAAUCUGUGAAUUGCGUAAAGAAAAGGAAUAAAUUAUUACUAUUUAAUAAAUUCAAAACGCUUAUUAAUCUAUUGCUGAAGUCAAUUAAAUUGAAUCAAUGCAAAUUUCUAAAUAAAUACAACAACAAGAAGUGUUCCCUCCUUAGAAGAUCAAUAAUUAAUAGAAUGAAGAAUCAAGACCUGGGACUGAUGAAUCAUUCUUUCAUUUUAUUAUGUAUUGUAUACUUUCUAAGAUUAGGGCGAGAAAUAAAAAAUAUAUCAAUAAUAGAAAAUUGAGUCUUUCUGAUUUGAUUGAUGUACCUAUCAUUGAUGAGAAAUCACUUUAAUCAGAAUAAGUAGAGUAAAAAUAACCAUAAUAAUAAGAGAAUGAAGGAUAAAGGAGUAGAAAAUAAUCAUUCACUUUUUAUAACGAUUAAGUUGAAGAUAAUGAACUUAGAUAUUAGACACUUAAAAAAAUUAAAAAAGAAUUAUGA